Molecule: messenger RNA, 4065 nt
Organism: Chelmon rostratus (copperband butterflyfish)
Lineage: Eukaryota; Metazoa; Chordata; Actinopteri; Chaetodontiformes; Chaetodontidae
Gene: sertad4
Product: SERTA domain containing 4
Exons: 4
Coding region: 506-1669 (387 amino acids)
Cellular component (GO): nucleus
Source: RefSeq, a predicted model, not a curated record
CUGGUGUUGUUUUCUCCGCCACACGUUCAUGUGAACUGUCAAGCCAGCCGUAACGACGCGAGCUGCUCGGGACCCUCUGCACGGGAAACCACCCUGAAUGGACUACCGCACAACCGAAAGAACCAGAGAGCACCUUUUUCAUUUCGCCGAGGAGCAAAGAAAUAACAUAUGUCCGCGUUUGCCGCUGAGGAAAGCGCGCGGGGAUGCUUUCGCGCGGCGGGUAUACUGAGAGUAACGCGCGCGCUUAAUGAUUCGUAUUUAGACAAGUAGCUAAUUAACUAGUAAUUACAUAAGUGGUAUUUAAACCGCCAGUGUGGUUCGCGUGUCUGCUAGUAGGCUAAAAUUAGAACAACGCGCUGCCAGCCGAGGACACGGUGGUAUUUAUUCAGUAGGACUUUUUCAUUUUUCAUCAGCGCACCUUGGAUUUCAGUCUUUAUCACAAAGCAAGUGUGGAGCCCAGGACCAGGUCAAAACAAUUCCAGACAGACCUGAAUCGGAGAGAGAGAUGACCCUAGUUUUGUCCAUGAAUCCUUUCCUGGACCCAGAGGGAGACCCUCCACUCUCCACAUACCAGCCCAUAUGGGAAUCGGAGCGCUGCACCAAGACCUGCUUGUCAAACAAUGCCCCACCAUGCAGCUCUGAAGAGCAAUUUACACAAGAAACCCCCUGUAGGCGAGUUCCUGAUCAUGUCUCAGUAUCAAGGAUUGCGUACUUCAAGAGGAAGUUUGUUGAUGAUGACGAUGAGCCACCCUUCAGUUUCAGGACAUACUGCCAGACUGUUGCACCAGUUUUGGAGGAGCGUGCACAUGUGCUGCGCCUCUCCCUGGAGAAGAUGCGAUUCAUCGACGACCCCGAGGCCUUCCUCCGACGCUCCGUCCUCGUUAACAACCUCCUUCGGCGCCUGCGGGCCGAGAUCCUGCUCCAGAGCACUGACUGGUGUUUCCCACCCAACCCAGCAUUUACCACCGGCCCCUGCAUCCCACCGCCCAGCACUAACCCUGCCCAUCAGGCGCUCCACGGAACGGUGCCCACCCGGAUCUGCUUAGCACCCCAAGCUGGACCGCCCUUUCGUAAGCGCUUCCGGAUGGUCCGUGGAGGACAGGGGGAUGUACGCCCUGACUGUGCCCAGACAUGCUGCUGCAUCUAUGCAGCGGCAGCCGCUGCGGGACACUACCUCCACCUCCCGUUUUCCAUGUAUGAUGCAGCACUCUCCACCUGCCCGUCCACGCCACACUCCUCCUCCUUCUUUCAGCUAGCUAGCCAUAGCAAGUUGGGGCUGACAGUGGCCAUAGAGGAGCAUGACGACGAGGAUGAAGAUGUUGAGGAGGAGGAGGAAAAUGAAGAAGAAGAGAGAGAAGAGGAGGAAGAGGAGGAGGAAGAAGAUGAUGAAAGAAGGCAAGCUGGGCCCUCCCUUGAUAUUGUUAAAGACAAGUCAAGCCUGAAAAGCAGGACUAGGACCUUGCUGGGUCAUGCACACACAAGGACAGAGGAGGGCAGCUGCAUGACAGGUAGAGUAGAGGAGGAGGAAGAGGGAGAGCAGGAGGAGGAAGAGGAGGAGGAGGAGGAGGAAGAGGAGCAGGUUGUGAGACCUUGUCAGUGGGACUCUAUUGCCUCAGAAAGGGAGCCCCACAAGGCCAGCAUGUGGCACUGCAGGGCUCAUAGACAAUAGAAAUUACUACAUUCUAAGUCUGUAAAUGUAAUGAUGACGACGACUGUCAUCAGUGGAAGAUUAUUUCUCCUCAUAGCAGAUGAAGGCGUGAGCUACCUACGCUAUAGUUAUGCCAAGUCAGCUUUAUGUUAAUGGUCCAAUAUACUCCAGGGUGGCACACAGACAAACUCCAUUCAACUCAAUUGCUAAUGUUAUGAUUGGAUGAAAAAAAAUGACAGUUCUUGGCCGUUGUUGGCACGGGAAAAAUAAUUAGAAAAGAUAAGGUCACAUAUGGUGGGAUCUUAAAUCCCAAAAGUGAAGUGAAUCUUAAUAUUGCACUGUCUGCAAGACCAUUUUUAAGCCCCACAGCACAAAACUACAGGUCUCAAGUGGGGCUUUAUAUUGGUGCAACGGUCUCUUUUCAGGACCCUAAACAAACCUAUGAAAUAAAGGGUUGUGGAUUUGGUGUGCUUCUGUGCAUAUGUGUGUGUGUGUGUGUGUGUGUGUGUGUGUGUGUGUGUGUGUUUGCAAGAUACGAUGUAGCAUUUUAAAACUUGAUUUUAAGCUGUUCUUCUUAUUAAACAUGGGUUACACGUGAUUAUGUGUGCCUGCUGAUUUUGACGCUGUCUCAGGCAAUGGCGAGCGACUGUGCUACAGUGGCGGCACGAUGUGUAUUCUUCAAAUUAUUUUAAGAGUCAACAAUCAUAAACAUUGGAAAUGUUAAAUCACAAUUUCAAGUGCCUUAGUGUUUUUAUAGAUACAUGUAUAUUGUGUGUUAAUGUAAUUGUUCUUGUUACUAAGUAGAUAUCUUGCAUUCGCAGAGACUGCGUUCGACUCAAACAGGACACAGGCAUGUAGUUAAAUGCAGGGAUUCUUUCAAAUGAUGACAUUUCAAAGCAAAGUAAAUUUCCACUCCCAAAAUGUCUGUUUGUUUUUACUUCAAAAUGCAUGUGUUCUAGUGCUACCUGUCUUGAUAAUGCCCAAACUUAAAGCCGACUGAAGCUGUUCAGAACCUCAUUUACAUUAGUUUGAUUUUACCAGAAAAGGCUUGUUAUGCUUUGGUUGCGCUGUCCAUUGAUGAGGUUUCACUGAAACACCUAAAAACAUCAAGGGAUCUUGCACCUUGAUACUAACAGCAAAGCGUUGAAGUCUGUGCAGCAGUAUAAAUUACUUGAAUCACAAACGGUCGCUUCCCCAGCUUCAUCACAGAUCGAUGUGUAGCAAACACAAGAGGACGGGGCAGAUGGAUAAAUGUCAUUUGCAGUUUUUUUGUGUAUGUAAAAAGAAAAGCUCCACUAUUUGUAAGCUAAAGGAAUAGUUUGACAUUUGAGGGAAUGUAUGUAUUUGCUUUCUUGCUGCGCAUUAGAUGAGAAGAUCGACACCAAAGUUAACAAAAUCUUCUUAUCUUCACCUCGAACGCUCACUAAUUAACACGUUAGACCUCUGUGUUAUCCUCCUGGUGUCUCAAAUUUCUGCGCCUGACCAAGAAAUAGUAAAACCACAGUAUGCCAUUUUUACACUUGAUGUGUUGUUUGGAUUAAUUAGUCAAAUAGAGAGCUUUAGAGGUGUUGGGAGGUGGAUUUUCUUUUCCCCCUUUCCAGCCAUUAUGCUAAGAAAAGCAAACUGGCUGCUGGCUGUAGCUUCAUAAAUACUGCACAGACAUGACACUGAUAUCAACAUCUUCUCAUCUAACUCCCAGCAAGAAAGCGAGUAGCCGGUAGAACCCGCCUCUAUUGAUCCACACCUAUGUGUGUCGCCUGAAGUUCCGGGCAAGCGUCUAGAAUCGAGCAAGUUAGAGUGAAAUCAUGUCGGUUGAACAGUGUCUACUUGAUGAAAAGAAACCAAUCAAGGACAGAUACAAUACAAAACCAGUUCUAAUCCACAUUUAUGAGCCUGUAAUGGUGGCAUGAUCAGUGGUUUCCAGUUUGUUGCUGUGUUUCGUUUGGCACCUCUGAAGAUUCGGGUCCCAAACCCAAACCAAAGCUGUCAUAAAAGUAAAGAUUCAGUCGGUCGACUUUUCUUUUUUGUGACGUAUGUUGAGGUGCAACAAUUGGAUGGUCUCAGUUGGUUUGUCAGGUAGAAUUAUUCCUGCCUUGCCACUUGUCCUAUCUUUUCUCUGAUGUAAAAAAAAAAAAUACAGUUUGCAUCCCCAACUGUUUUGGCAUCAGUGACACAUCGACACCUAGAUACGUACAAGGACUAAUGAGUACCAGCCUAUUUCAUUACAUUUCUCUAAAUCCUAAACGAUGAAACCCAGUAAUUAUCAGUGGUAUUUUUUUAAAAGAUGAAAAAAAAAAUUGACAAAGCAAUAUUUGUUUCUGAGACAAGAACAUGUAACUGCAUUGUCUGUAAUUAAAAACAACAAAAGAGCAAGUCUGCUCUGAUAAUUUUAUGUGAUGUUCUGUGACAAGUGUAAA